This is a messenger RNA of Mercenaria mercenaria, 4773 nucleotides long. RefSeq lists its product as uncharacterized. Bases 150 to 935 code for a protein of 261 amino acids. The record is from RefSeq and is a predicted model, not a curated record. The transcript is spliced from 6 exons. Lineage: Eukaryota; Metazoa; Mollusca; Bivalvia; Venerida; Veneridae.
GACGAAAGACGCUGCUUUACAUUGCGGGUGAAUAUUAACAUUACAAGUUAGUUUAAGUUUGCGAAAGAUUGUUUGGUAUUUGGUUAAUUUGUGCAAGGAAUAUAGGAUUUAGAUGAGAAAACACCUGAAUUCCAUACUUUAAAAGAAUAAUGGAACUCGUUAUGAUUGUGUUCAGUUUGGUCACCGUCUUAAUCAGGGAGGGAACUCACGCCGUUCAAGACAACGUUUACUGCUACCACUGGACGCAGGAAGACCUCGCUGCUAUGGGACCCGGUCGUUCAGUGGAGACGGAAAGGGAGCAGUGUGAAAGUUAUCCAGGAAGGGUGUUUACACAAGGAAACAACGCAGACUACCCCAACUGUGGAACCUGUUGGUGCUGUCAACGCAAAGUGUACGACAACUUUUCCUGCUACACCUGGACGCAGGGAGAUCUUGCUGCUAUGGGACCCAUGCGUUCAGUGGAGACUGAAAGGGAGCAGUGUGAAAGUCACACAGGAAGAGUGUUUACACAAGGAAACAACAAAGCCUAUCCCAACUGUGGAACUUGUUGGUGCUGUCAACCUAAAGUUCAUGACAACUUUUCCUGCUAUACCUGGACGCAAGCAGACCUUGCUGCUAUGGGACCCGUGCGUUCAGUGGAGACUGAAAGGGAGAAGUGUGAAAGUCACACAGGAAGAGUGUUUACACAAGGAAACAACAAAGCCUAUCCCAACUGUGGAACUUGUUGGUGCUGUCAACCUAAAGUAUACGAGUGCCAUUACUGGACGGACGACGACGUAGAUGCCAUGGGCUCAAGCCGCACGCCAGAAGUCCAGAGGGCAUGGUGUGAGGAUGACUUAGGGUAUCUUUUCACGCAAGGAAACAAUGAGCAUUUUCCCGGGACUGGGGACUGUUGGUGCAUCAAAACUAAAAUCCCUGACGCAUCUGACUAUUGAAAAUAACUGACAUAAGGAAGUGACUUUAUCAUAAUAAUAUUAUUACAGAAAAUUAAGAAAAUAUCAGGGCAUAUUCUACGAAAUUAACUAUUAUGAAAUGAAAUAUGAAAUGACAGUUUCAACCUUGAAUGCACAGAAACGAAAUGGAAGACGCUACGAUGCUAAAGCUAUAAUGAUAAGCACACAUGCACUAGACAAUGCAAGGAAAAUGCAAAGUGCUAGGCAAGCCUAGCUAAGGAAAGUUAAGGGUAAAUGCUUAAUGAAUUGAUGAAUUUAUCUCUAAUGACCUAAAACUUGCUAAUGAUUAUUGAAUAUCAUAUUUACUUACAUAAUACAUGUAAUCUCAUCCAAACAUUCAGUUCUUUACUAAUAGCGAGCGCGUAGCUCGCCUUACUGCAAUGUGUAGGCGAAUAUAACAAAGGUGUGCCGAAUGAGGCAAAGUGAUGUGGCUCAAAAAUUUUCGUCGACGUCUGGGCGCCGCCAUUUUGUUCUACUUCCGUCAAAGUCGGGAAUUUUUUAUUUCUUUUUUUAAUUUCAUAUUUGAGUUACAAUCUCUAUAUCCAUUUAGGUGUCUUUAUUUUUAAAAAGUUAUGUUAUGGAAAUAAUUUGAACUUUGCUUUUAUUUUACGAAAAGCGCGUCCCUAGUGGACAGGUGCUCACAGGAAAUGCUUUGUUGGCAGUGAAUACAGAACUUCAUUUGAUUGCUGAAUAUUAUCCAUCACUCAAUAAUAAUGCAAGAAAGAUUUCCAGUUCGUAGAAAAAAGUAUUAUUUUCUUUUAAAAGAUCAAGCAUUGGUCAGAAAAAAGGAUAAAAUGUCAUUAAUAAGCAUAAAGCAUAAAGCGGCAAACAGGUAAUAACGUCACCGUGACACCGGCUGUCCAUAAAUAUUGCAACGUAUGAUAUUCGCUGUUACAGGUAUGAUAACACUAAUUUUUUGUUUCUUUUCAAGUGAAUAGGUUCUCGCGAAUUAUUUUAAGCAGUGAAUAGUUUCUUUUGUCACGCUCGCUCAGAGGCUUUGCCUUUUUCAUAUUAGGGGAUGAAAAUCCCCGAGACGGUAACGUCCGUAUAUAGUUAUUCGUCUUUGUUGUCUGCAUAUACUGAGGCAAUUUUUUCAAUGUUUUCCGGUUCCGGCUUAUGUACACAACGCAGACUGGUUGUCUGCAAGAACAUCCGAGCACCCAGAAUCAGUCACUGAAAUUCGUAAACCGCGCCAACAUGAUUCUUUUACUUCUUUUUUCGUAAUGAAAACAGUACAUGCAACUGAAAAACACUUUUAAAACAGUACGGAAGUGUAAAGGCCGUCAAGUUUCUGCGUGGAGUGCAAAGAAACAAAAAAAUCCUAAAAGCCAGCGCGAGAACACGGUGAAUGACGCCACCGUCACGGCUUCCCGUAAAUUUUGCAAAGUAUGAUAUUCGCUGAAAGAGGUAUGAUGACACUAAAUGUAAACUUCAAUUUUGAGUGUUGAAGGAAUAAGGUCAGUAAUUCGGUCGAAAAUGUGCUUCCGUGGUGUAGUCGAAAGAAGUCCAUAAUAAAUAGAUCCUAAUGUUCCCAUUUUAUGCGCAAAUUCGUGUAGAACGAGUGCUUUAAUCACCGUUUUUCACUACUAGAAUACAUUCUGCAUGAAAUGAGACGGUUUUCAUGUUCAUACACCCCAAAUGGCAAGUUUGGCAGAUCGAAACCGAAAGUAGGUGUUUAUUGCGCGGACGAGAGUAAAUAUGCGCCAUUUUUAGGGUAGCAGACCACAACUGACUGGCAUUUCACUAGGAACUACAUAACCCCCUAUUUUCUUUUCAUGUUUUCGUUAAUUUGUGAUAGAACUUUCAUGAAAAAUAGGUGAAGGAAAAAGUGAUGUUGUCUAAAUGAAAACAGUACAUGCAACUGAAAAACACUUUUAAAACAGUACGGAAGUGUAAAGGCCGUCAAGUUUCUGCGUGGAGUGCAAAGAAACAAAAAAAUCCUAAAAGCCAGCGCGAGAACACGGUGAAUGACGCCACCGUCACGGCUUCCCGUAAAUUUUGCAAAGUAUGAUAUUCGCUGAAAGAGGUAUGAUGACACUAAAUGUAAACUUCAAUUUUGAGUGUUGAAGGAAUAAGGUCAGUAAUUCGGCCGAAAAUGUGCUUCCGUGGUGUAGUCGAAAGAAGUCCAUAAUAAAUAGAUCCUAAUGUUCCCAUUUUAUGCGCAAAUUCGUGUAGAACGAGUGCUUUAAUCACUGUUUUCACUACUAGAAUACAUUCUGCAUGAAAUGAGACGGUUUUCAUGUUCAUACACCCCACAUGGCAAGUUUGGCAGAUCGAAACCGGAAGUAGGUGUUUAUUGCGCGGACGAGAGUAAAUAUGCGCCAUUUUUAGGAAAGCAGACCACAACUGACUGGCAUUUCACUAGAAACUACAUAACCCCCUAUUUUCUUUUCAUGUUUUCGUUAAUUUGUGAUAGAACUUUCAUGAAAAAUAGGUGAAGGAAAAAAUGAUGUUGUCUAAAGAUACGUAAAGACGACCCGAAGUUGUCUUUUUUAUAUGAAACAAAGAAGGAUUUAAAUUACUGACCUUUAACCUGAAUAUUUCUUCGUAAGUAUACAUAUUAAAGAUAAAUCCCCAUGCUAGGCAGUGCCUUAAUUCAUAUUAGAUUUUAUCGCCUAAUGUAAUUGCCAAAGUAACAAUAAAUAACUAUACUAAACUAUAUUUGACCAGUGUCAUUUCUCUGCGUUUUUUCUCAAACUCGCCGAAAGCUAAUGUUUCCAAUACUAUUCAACGAAUACAUUUUCCCUAUCCUAUUGUAUUGUUGGUUUUAGUCCGAGAUUGGCCAGGCAGUAAACUUGACAAGUUAACAAUCCAGCCAUUUAUUAUGAUUAUAAUAGAUCACCAUCCUAAGGGGAACCAGGUCGACCCCGCCACUCCUAGUUUGCUUCGAUAGUGUUCUCCAUAAGUUCUGUUAGCUCCAGUAUAAUAACAUACACCAAUAAAGAAAUGCCUAUGGCAAGAGGAUGUACAUGCUGUAGACACGACGAACUAAACAAAAGAAAAUUAAAUAUCUAAGGACAAGAAAUUCUGUACAAUUAUUCAGAUACUAAUGACUUCGUUCUUACGAUAAAGUCAUUAAAGCACAUAGCCCUUGGCUAUGGACGAAAAAUAUUAACUAGACGGCGGCAGUAAAGCAUAUACAUCAUUUUGGUUUAACACUACGUGCAUGUCGCGCACUGUAUAGAAAUUUGCGGAUAAAAUACUCAAGAAUUAAUGUUACAGCAAUACCCGCACGACAAAGCCAUUACAAUAUAUUACGGAGUUACCUUCCUACGUAGUCUGGUAGAGGUUUUCCUUAAUACAUGCAUGCAUAGGAAAUAUCGAGCACAGAAAACACAACUAGAGUCACACUGCGAAACCAAAAUUAAUAUGACAUAUGCCGGUCAGUUCGGUUCAACCAGUAUCACCUCAGUCCUAAAAAAGGCUUUUACAACAACUUCAACAAGAGAGUUCAAUAACAAGCGUCUAUUCUUACAAAACUUGUUCUGGUCAUAAACCAUAGUAUAGUCUGUAUCGCAUAUAUGAGGACAAAACAAAACGAGACAACGGUUUGAUAACAUUUACCUUUUACCCGUCUAUUCAACUUCAGGUAUUGCUACCAAACAACUUAUUUAUUCUAACAAUUUUACUCAAUACCAGCACAAAUAUCUAUUGUCUGUCCAUACUGUAUGUUUUCUAUACACAUGGCUCAAAAAGAAAUUUCCUCUCACUUUCUGCUAAAUAUAUAGUUUUAACAAAACAGAAGAUUGUACAGCUCUAUCCUAACACAAAUGUAACACAUUCAUAUAUUUAUUGCAUUAAUUUAAAUAAAUGCCGUUUC